Messenger RNA from Syngnathus acus (greater pipefish), 1387 nucleotides. It is a transcript of the gene mfng, whose product is annotated as MFNG O-fucosylpeptide 3-beta-N-acetylglucosaminyltransferase. Gene Ontology annotation, biological process: regulation of Notch signaling pathway. Gene Ontology annotation, cellular component: membrane. The record is from RefSeq and is a predicted model, not a curated record. The transcript is spliced from 8 exons. Gene Ontology annotation, molecular function: O-fucosylpeptide 3-beta-N-acetylglucosaminyltransferase activity. Bases 115 to 1095 code for a protein of 326 amino acids. Lineage: Eukaryota; Metazoa; Chordata; Actinopteri; Syngnathiformes; Syngnathidae.
CACACGGACAUAUUUUGGGGGGCUGAAAAGUAGCACAUGUCCGGGGAAAAGAGGACGUCUGGUCACCCUAAUUAAACUCAUGAUUGUUUUGGACUUGUCCCCAUUUGUGGUGCCAUGAAGAAGAGAUGGCUGGCUCGCAGGUUGCUGCUCUUCAUCCUCGCCCUCUUCGUGCUGCUUUACGCCAACUUUGAGCGAGACGGCGGCGACCGCCUCUCCGUCUCGGGGAUCUCGCCUGCACCGGCGGCUCGUCGUCCCCCUCCUGCGUCCGAAGCCCUCAGGCGGAACCCCCAAGCCGAGCUGCGGCUGGAGGACAUUUUCAUAUCGCUCAAGACCACCGGCAGAUUCCACGGAACGCGCCUGGCCCUCCUUUUGGAGACCUGGAUCUCCACAACCAAGUCGCACACGUUCAUUUUUACAGACAAGGACGAUGACCACCUGAAGGCCCAAGGCUACAACGUGGUCGUGACGGGCUGCCGGUCGGACCACAGUCAGCAGGCCCUGGGGUGCAAGAUGGCCGCCGAGUACGAAGGCUUCCUGGCGUCCGACAAGAGGUGGUUUUGCCACGUGGACGACGACAACUACGUGAACGGCCAGGCUCUCGUGGCCACGCUGGCCGACUUCCCGCAAGACGGCGACAUCUACGUUGGCAAGGCCAGCCUGGACAAACCAAUCACGGCGCACGAGCUCAUGGAGGGAAACCAAACGAGGCAAGUGAAGUUCUGGUUCGCCACCGGAGGAGCAGGCUUCUGUUUGAGUCGACGUCUGGCCCACAAGAUGUCCCCCUGGGCUCGCGGGCCUCGCUUCCAGGAGACGUCGGCGAAGAUCAGCCUGCCCGACGAUUGCACGGUGGGCUUCAUCGUGGAGGAGCGCUUGGGCGUCUCCAUGGUGCACUGCCCUUUGUUCCACUCGCACUUGGAGAACCUCAUGCUGCUCGACCGCGCCAGCAUCCCGCAGCAGGUGACUCUGAGUUACGGGCCGCUUGGGGACAAGAUGAACAGUGUGGAGCUGAAAGGAAGCUUCUCCAAAGAAGAAGAUCCAUCCAGGUUCAAGAGUCUGCACUGUUUGCUGUACCCGCUGACCCGAUGGUGUCCCUGAAGUGCCCUCGGGGAAAACCGGGCUCACCUCUUCAGAACCUCAUCAUGCGCGUGACUGUCUCCUUCGACGAGGGACUCGUCAAACGUGUUCUUUGAUUCGCUUCAAGUGUAGCCUACAUAGGCUGCAUUUGUGGAAAAAAAAAGAAAACAAGAUUGCAAUUCACAUUUCUUCUGGAACGCAUAAUGGUGAAGACAUUAUGGCAUCCAAAAGUUGAAAAAGACUUUUGAAUGACAGCAACUGCCAAUCAUUGAAAUACUUCUGUCAAUAAAGUGUAUUGAUUUUCAUCAUUCAA